Messenger RNA from Scaptodrosophila lebanonensis, 3257 nucleotides. Its product is annotated as pyridoxal-dependent decarboxylase domain-containing protein 1. Gene Ontology annotation, biological process: carboxylic acid metabolic process. The transcript has 6 exons. The record is from RefSeq and is a predicted model, not a curated record. Gene Ontology annotation, molecular function: pyridoxal phosphate binding; carbon-carbon lyase activity. NCBI's taxonomy places the organism in Eukaryota, Metazoa, Arthropoda, Insecta, Diptera, Drosophilidae. The coding region runs from base 151 to 2706 and encodes 851 amino acids. Gene Ontology annotation, cellular component: intracellular membrane-bounded organelle.
UAUUUUAUGGUUGUAAAAACGGUUUCAUAAAGUUGGGAAAUAAAAGCGCACGUACACGUGCGCUUCUUAAUAAAAAUCAAAAAUCGACCCGUAGGUCCACUUUUACAAUUAGACCCGCAACAAUUUCGCCCAAGUAGUUGAUUCAUUACCAUGUCAGCGGCUGCAGGAAUUGAUGACGAGCUCACAAAAGCUGCUCAGCAGCUGCAGCCGCCGUCAACGGAAACAUCAAUACCAGUGGUUGCAGAAAUUGCUGCAUCUAGCAUACGCUCUGGGCUUGCUGAAUUGGAACUACGAUCCUCGCAAGUGCUGCAGCGGUUGGAGAAUGUGAAAAGUAGUGUGCAGCAGGAUGCUUACAAACCAGCACAAACAUCUGAAGACAGCAACGAUGAGAUGGCGAGUAAAAUUGGACACGAAGUGGCUACUGUGCUGGAUACGCAGCUGCUUCACGAACGUCGUGUCCCGUCAGAUAUAUUAAAGUCGCUGGAACAACUCGUCGCCUAUUCGGAGAGUGACGACGAUCCCGAGUUUCCGUUACCGGCACUGGAUGAUGUAUCUCAUUUGGCAUUGAUAUCACACAGCAUUGUAGCGUAUCUGUCGCACUUAGACAGGCAGCAUUUACUGCGUGUAACAAACACCAUUUCAGGCGAUGCUACACGCUGGCUUGGUACGCUCUUCCACUUUGACAAUGCAGCGAGUAGCUUUCAUGCAGAUAAUGCGGAUGCAGUUUUGCGCAUAGUUCGCCUGGCCAUAGUGGCACGUUGUCCAGGGUAUUUAGAGGGUGGCAUUCCAGCGUUGGCUCAGCCUUGUUUUUAUAUAUCGGAAAAUACAACGCCAGUUCGACUCCAAUAUGCGUGUAGACAGUUGAGCAUACCGCUGGACGCCAUUAAAGUGAUACCACAGAAUAGUAAGUACGGAACCAUGGAUCUGGCGCAACUACAAAAACAGGUGCAGCUGGACUUAAGCGCCAAUCGGACUCCGCUGCUUGUGGUCGCAGAUAUUGGGGCGUCGUUGUGCGGACAUGUGGAUAAUUUGCAACGCAUGCGCGAUAUCUGCAAGACGGAAAACAUGUGGCUGCAUGCCACUGGUCAUGGUUUGGCCGCAUUGGUUUGCGCACAGAGUCCUGGGAACGUUAAUGAUGUAGUUCAUUCAAUGGCGUUAAAUUUAGGCAGUUGGUUAGGAGUGCCCAGUUUGCCGAUUGUGCUCUUGCAUCGACCGUUGUUAAACAUUGCGCUGAGCGCUUUUGAAUCGGAUCCUAUAUUAUCACGGCGCCUUAAUGCAUUGUCCCUGUGGACAAGUUUACAAGCGCUCGGUCGUAAGACGAUUGCCGAACGUUUGCAUGUUGCAUUUCAGACUUGCAAUAUUCUGUACGAGAUCGCAUCAAAAUGUGAAGGCAUACGUGUGCUGAGUCACACACCCGGUGCUCAAACCGGCGCCGCUUUGUCGGACAUCCUCAAAAGCCCCUUUGAUGUCAACACCUUGUUCGAUGCUGCUGCUCCCGUAGUCGUCUAUCAGUUUGAUGGCAGCACAGCUGUCCUGACUACGUCCUCUGUGGAAACAGAUGACGCCGAAGCAGCUCUAAAGCCUUUAGAGAAACUUAAUAAUGCUUCAUACUUUGAUCGUCUUAACUCUUGGCUGGGACAAAUUCUGCAACGCGAUUGCCCAAAUCUCGAUUUUGAAGUCAUUGAACAUCCCACACAUGGAGGCUGCAUACGUUAUUGUCCACUAGAAUUGGGGCUGGGUGAGCAACCACCCACUUCAGAGAAUCUGGAAAGCUUUGCACAGAGUUUGGAGACACAUGUAGAUAUAUUGCGUGCAACCAUCAAGCACAAGGCGCGCUUUAUUCACCUGGUUGAAAAGAGCGACGUAUUGCGUCUGGUGCCGCUGCCCGAAUGGGCAGGCAUGGGUGGCGUGCGCUUUGUGCCAGAGGGUUGGGAAUCCUUGCUCACAGAUCAGGCGAAAACGGAACUCAAUAAGCUUAACAUUGACCUAGUGGAAGCGCUUAAAUCAACGGAUAAUGCCUUUUCGCUUGUCGAGGGCCCGGAUGGCCUCAUCUGUGUACGCUUUGGUAUGGUAACUCACGAAACGGAAGUAGAAGAACUUCUUGAUCUGGUGGUUACUAUGGGCAAAAGUGUGCAAGAAAAUUCACGCGUGCUAGACACCAUGUCUGAAAUAGUGAAGAAAGGAAUUGAAGCUGCUACAGCGGAUUUGCAACGCGAGACCGAAGAGAAACUGUGGCAGGAGGGUAUCUUACGCCAUGUGCCAGUGGUAGGGCGCGUAUUCAACUGGUGGUCACCGCCAGCAAAAGAGUCGGGUAUUAAGGGUCGCAGCCUUAAUUUGACACAAGGUGUUGUUGAAAGCACCGAGAACAUUUACAAAUACCACAUGCAAAUGUCUGGAGCUACAGCACAUCAAUUGCCUGCAAAUCGCUCACCGCCCACACCCAUGGUACAAACGCCUGUUGGAAACCCUACGACGCCGGCUGAAUUCCCAACCGUGGAGCCUGUGGUGACUUCUACAAAUGCCGAUUUGCCAGCAGAUGCGGCAACAGCAGCUGCUGUUGCGCCAACGCCGACAGCCUCAGUAAAUAGGAGCAGCGCAGGAACGGGCAACCAUGUUAGCCAUGGGCGGACUGCCAGUCAGAGCAGUGCUGGCUCCUCUUCUGUGCCUGAGCUUGUUGCUGUGAACAGUGCAAUAAACAAUAACUAAGUUAAUAAAAAUUCCCACGUAAUAUGCUUUUGAUGAUAAACAUAACACAGACAACGAAAAGGCGCUUGGAUAAUUGUCAACCCUCCUCACCACUUCCCUCACUACUAUUGAAAGCAACCAAUUACUUAAAAAUAAAAACCUUAAACAAUUCCAAAGAACGUUGAUAGAAACUUAACAUUAAAUAAGGUUCGUUUUUGGUGCUUCCCCUGGGCCGUUCGCUGAUCUGACCGCAGUUUUGCUUCCAUAUGACUAUUUUUAUGUUUUAGUUACACAUGUUUUGUUGAGUAAGCGUGUACUCGUAUGUAUGAAAAACCAUCCAUAUCUUAUGUAUUUAUGUAUGUAUGUAUAUCAAACAAUUGGCCGGAAUGCAUUUCGUGCUACAUAUUAAUAUUUAUUGUUUUAGACACACAUAUUUGCUUUUAUUUUUUAGUUAUAAUCGUUUUUCCAAACAAUAAGUUGUAAAAAAUAAUUACAUACCAUAUAAAAUAAAAGGAAUGCAGGCCAAGCAACCAAGCCAAUUAAAUGCGCCUCGUUUUCAUGAGAAGCAAUAA